Chara braunii is the source of this 1185-nucleotide messenger RNA. The record is from the annotation of a GenBank genome assembly. NCBI's taxonomy places the organism in Eukaryota, Viridiplantae, Streptophyta, Charophyceae, Charales, Characeae.
GCUCAAGCAACGAAGACCAAACAGCGGUCUCACCUAUAACCAGCGCUCACACUUUCAGCAUGCCUCAACGGUCUAUGGAGCAGUUACAGGAGCAGCCGUUGUUGUCUCCUCACUCCUCCGUUGGGCGGGUGGGAGGUGUAGACAUGUCACAACAGGGUGUAGACGUGUCACAGUUAGAAUCGCAGGCUGUUUGCGACAUGCCACAAUGUAGUUUGCUCUCUGCAUCCGAUGAGGCUGUGCAGCAGACAGGCCACAGUUUGCCAACUGCUGGCUUGGGCCCCUCUGGGACAGUGGUUUUGAGUGAUCAGGAGCUGGGGUUCGGCAGUGUUGACUGGCCAGGCGAUUGUGGGAAUGGUUUGCCAUACCAAAUGGGGGGAGGGGAUGAGGACUGUGCUGACUCACAGGCAGGAGGAGAUCGUGGACAUCAGCAGACGGAAGGUCGCGUGCAAGCGGAUGGGACCCCAGGUGAGAAGCAGCCAUGGGUGGGUGAGGAGCAGCAUCUCUCUCCUCCCCCUGCUUGUGAUGGCGCAGUCCCUGCUAAUGGCGGUGAUGGGUGUCAGCGUAAUAGGCGCUGGAACGAUGCUGAAACGCUUGCCCUCAUCCGCGCGCAUGGGGAGUACAGGGUUGCACGAGCAGUCGACUCUGAAGCUAUAGGCAAUGCUUGCUCUUUGAAUAAGAAAUGGGAGGGUAUAUCAGCUGCCGUGUGUGCUGCUGGCUUCUGUAAUGACGAUGACUGUGAAAAUAAGUGGAAGAACCUGUGGAGGUGGUAUAGGAAGGUGCUGGUCCACGAUCGCAUCAGUGGAGUGCAGAGCUAUUGGACCAUGUCACCUGAGGAACGAGCGAAUGAUGGACUCAAGUUCCGCCUUCGAAGGUCCCGGUUUGAUCUCAUUGACUCCUUCAAUAUGAGAAACCCGACUGUCCAUCCUGAAGGUGUUGUCGAUCCUGGAGAUGAGGAAGAUGGGCGAGGACCAGGACAGCGCAGUCAGGGUUCUCCUCCUGUGAGUGGUGGUAGGGCUGAGAGUGGGGUUGACGAUGCACAUGCUGAAGGGGCUGAAGUGGGAAUGUCAGCAAAGCGCAGAUGCACUGUCGCAAAUGCCCGGUAAUCUCCGCAGUAAUGAGGGAGCAGACAGACGCACUGAGGGAGCACAGUAGGCGAUCGGUGGAGUGCACUGAACUCACAGUGAA